AGCAGGUUUUCAGUGACACACACACACACACACACUUGCGCGCCUGCUGUUCUAAAAUUAUGGAGUUUGAAACUAAAGUUUACCCUCACAUUGGAGGAUACGGACACUACAACCGACUCGUUGCAGUUUUCAGCUGGUUCCCGCACUUCGCCGUGGCUUUGAAUCUUUUCUGUGAUAUUUUCUUCACGCUCGUACCGGAGUCGUACCACUGCCGAGUGGACCCGGAGUUACUGCCCUCCUCCUUCCUCCUCAGCAACUUCUCCAGGCAGACCUACCUCAGCCUCACUGUCCCAUGGCUGAACGGAUCUGGACUGAGCCACUGUGAGCUUUACAAGUACCCGAGGAACUGGACUAACUCCACAGAGAGGGAGCUGGUGCCCUGUACAAGGGGCUGGCUGUACGGGAAAGCCGCUGGACUUCAGAGCAACUUCGUCACUGAGUGGAACUUGGUUUGCAAAGAUUACUGGAAGAUUCCUCUGCAGCACAUCAGCUUCAUGACCGGCUGGAUCCUGGGCUACGUGCUGCUCGGCACUCUGUGUGACUGGUUAGGUCGGCGUCGGUCUCUGCUGAUCUCCGUAUCUUUCUCAGGCCUGCUCGGAGUCGCAGUGUGUUUCUCCAACAGCGCUGAGGUAUUUCAGCUGCUCCGUCUCGGCCAAGGAACCGCACUCGCUGGUGUCUUCCUCUCCUCCUAUAUUGCCCGUCUGGAGGUGUGUGAUCCCCCUCACAGGCUCAUGGUGUCCAUGGUGAGUGGUUUCUUCUCUGUGUUUGCCGAGCUCGUGCUCCCGGGCCUGGCUGUGCUCUGUGGUGAAUGGCCUGUACUGCAGGCUGUGGCUACGGUGCCUCUACUGCUGCUGCUCUCUUACUGGUGCUGGCCCUCUGUGUUUCCCGAGUCUCCCCGCUGGCUUCUGGCCACAUCUCAGAUUCCUCAGGCCAAGAGAUGCCUACAGCUGUUCACCACCCGAAACAGAGCGUGUAGGAGAGAUGAGAUCUACCCUGCAGAGACUCUUCUGACAGAGAUUGACGUGGCUUUCCCAGAAGACCCCCAGCCAAAGUACCACCACAUCUUUGAACUCCGUCACACCAGAGUUAUCUGGAGGAACUGUCUCAUCCUGGCCUUUACCCUUUUCUUGGGCACAGGGAUCCAGUACUGUUUCACCAGGAACCUCCACAGCUACUCCCCUCACUUCUACUUUAGUUACUUCCUGCGUGCUGUGACGGGCGCCGUGGCCUGCGGCUUCCUGUGCGUGUCUGUUGACCGUGUGGGCCGGAGAGGAAUCUUGCUGCUCGCUGCAAUCGUCACCGGCCUGUCCUCACUGCUAUUGUUGGCUCUCACACAAUACCUGCAUGGAGGGCUGGUGUUGGUGCUGUCAGUCGUGGGGCUUCUCUCCUCUCAGGCUCUGGCUCUGCUCAGUGUGUUCUUCGCCAGUGAAGUUAUGCCUACUGUCAUGCGGGGUGGAACUCUGGGUCUAGUGAUGGCUGCUGGCAGCGUGGGCACAGCCGCCUCAUCACUGAUGGAGCUGCAGAACAACGGCGGUUACUUCCUGCACCACGUGGUGUUCGCCUCUUUCGCUGUGCUGUCUGUGCUCUGCAUCAUGCUGCUGCCCGAGAGCAAGCGCAAGGCCCUGGCCGACUCUCUGAGAGACGGAGAGAGCCUGCGCCGGCCUCCUCUCUUCCUCUCCAAGAGAGAGAGAGAUGAUCUCCCGCUGCUCUGCAGCCACCAUCCACCACCUCAGUACAACCCGGAGAACUACUCGCGCCUGCUCAGUGCCACCAGGAAGAUGCUCACCCAGGACACUGUGCCUUACAGGGUGGCAGUGACAUCUCAGCCACCGCUGCUAAGUAAUGGCGCUUCACAGUGUGGUCAUGAUGACUCAUCAUAGCAGUGGGUUAUCAUUAGUGAUUUUACAUUAAUUUUAUCUUUUAUAAUACAGCUACUGUUUCAUGCCACUCUCCAUCUGUCCAGUAGGUGGAGCUGCUUAUGGCCAGGAUAAACCUGAGAUUUGAGAUUGGUGUGUGAAGUUGCAUGUUGAUACUACUAAUGCUUUUAAUAUAGUGAAGUCCAGCUUGAACAUGUUAUACCAUAAGUUUUAACAGAAAAAAAGAGAGAGCAAGCUUGCUUCUUGUUUCCAGUUAAUACCGUCCACAUCCAUGUUUGCUCUCUGACCAGUAUUUAUGCACAAACCUAUAGGUAGGACUGUAGUACUGUACAACUACUGGCAUCCUGGAAUGUCUUCCCACGUUAAUACUGAUUCAUUUCUCUCAGUACUCAUAGUAUUAAGUGUCUAGUAAGAGCAUUAUCCUGGUCAGGGCUGUGGUGGAUCCAGAGCAUGUUGCUGGAACAGUGGCUGAAUAUCUGUGUUUACCGGACUGCUGUUUUUUUUUUUUGGGUUCUUUCCAAGGACAAAGCUAAAUUCCUCCAUAUGCUCCAUGUAGAGUCAAUCCCAUGAGCCAUCAUACAUUCUUUAUAUAUUUUCACUGUAAGGGAGUACUUUUUUUUUUUACUCGGUCUGAAUGUGUCCAGUGGUGUUAAGCUAAGGAUCACAUGAGAGCUGCUUCUCAUUCACUUAGCUGGUCUCAUGCCACUUAUUAAACCUACCUUGUGACCUCGUCCUUCUGGGACUAUAUUAUUUAAUUGAACUGACCUCACUGAAAGGUGCUGACUUGGUUUUAUUCUCUGUUCAUGUCCUCUCUUAUCUGUAUUUCUGCCCUCUUGCUGUGGUCUGAUGUGCACUAAAUGAAGUGGGUUAGUGUUAGUGGUAUAACUCGUGUAAAUCAGUGGUCACUUUGAUAAAUGUAUGCUGCUAACCGUGGCAUCAUGGGAUAUCUGCAGUUCUGCAGUAACAGACUUCAGCUUAAUAAGUGAGAAUGAUGAUCUCAGAUCUAAGUGAAAUUCAGUGCUUCAGUUUGUCUUCAUUGUGCACAAACACAGACUCCAUUUAUUCUCUAUCCAAAGUGUGAAAAAAAAAAUCACAUGUGGUUCCCAUGCUACACCAGUCCAUACUGCAUCUGAUUUGGAUUGAUGAUUAU
This is a messenger RNA of Hemibagrus wyckioides, 3027 nucleotides long. It is a transcript of the gene slc22a31, whose product is annotated as solute carrier family 22 member 31. The transcript has 9 exons. Gene Ontology annotation, biological process: transmembrane transport. NCBI's taxonomy places the organism in Eukaryota, Metazoa, Chordata, Actinopteri, Siluriformes, Bagridae. Bases 60 to 1880 code for a protein of 606 amino acids. The record is from RefSeq and is a predicted model, not a curated record. Gene Ontology annotation, molecular function: transmembrane transporter activity.